AUGUUAGGAGGUCUUUAUGGAUUAAAUUUUAAAUAGCAUACAUAUCUUUUUUUAUGCUUAAUAUUACCUGCAAACAUUACAGGAAUUGGAUUAUUUUAUUUAGAUGAAGCAUUAACAACUUUAUGUGUUUUGUAAUUAUUUUAUGUGAUGAUACCUGGAAUUUAUAUCAAAUAUCUAAGUAAAGAGGGUGAAUUAAGAGGUAUUAAUAAUAUCAAAUAGUUUAUUUCAUAAAUGAAUUGGAAGGAAGAUAAGAAUAGAUUAAGAGAGGGUUUUCGUUAUUUAGAAGUGCAUUUGGGAUGGUUUUAUUAUCGUUAAUUUUCACCUAUUAUUGGGAAGAGGAGAUCAUGGAUUAUUUGAAGAUUCCUCUUUUGGAACAUCCUAUUUAUAUUGGAGCAUUUAUGUUUGUAUUGAUUAUAUGCAACCCAUUUUUAGAGGAAUGGUAUUGGUAAUGAAUUAAUAUUAAAAUAAAGGCGAUUGUUUUUGAUGAAAACUUAUAAGGAAAGUGAAAAGUAUAGAUUGUUAAUAAAUCUAUUUUAUGCUUUGUUCCAUUUUAUUAUCUUAUUUAAGAUAUUUAAAUCAGAUUUAGAAUUUGCUAUAGGGUUUUCAACAUAUUUUCUAUCAAUUGGUGGAUCGUUUGAACAUAUAAGAGAAAAGUAUGGAUUCAUUACUUGUCUGAUGGCUCAUUAUGGGAUGACUUUGGCUGCUUCACUUGCUUUAUUAGUUGUAUAUAAAUCAUAAUUGUAAUGA
Paramecium primaurelia is the source of this 747-nucleotide messenger RNA. The record is from the annotation of a GenBank genome assembly. Lineage: Eukaryota; Ciliophora; Oligohymenophorea; Peniculida; Parameciidae.